AUGACGGGCCGCCGUCGGCCACCUCGGCGCGAUGUGAUUGUGGCGGCGGGAUCACCUGCUGUGCCCAUCCAACCAGCGGUCCAGGGCGGGCAGGUGCCAGUCCUGUUCCGAGCCGUCGCGGACUGCUUGACUGCGGGUGCUGGCUCCGCGCCUUCUGUGUUACCGAGCGAUCCUGUACGGCCGCGGGAGCCUGUGUACCGAUCCCCCCGUGGGCGCACGCAUCCAUACCUCCGCGCGCGCGGCCAGUCUUUCCGCCGCCGCCGCCCUCCUCGCCCGCUGCCCUCUCGCCAGGCAUGCCUUCGGCCUCAGCCUCGUCCCCCACCCGCGCAGUCCCAGCCGCUGCAGCUUCCUCCGCCGCCGGACGAGUCCGCGUCGUCUCAUGCGGCUCCUUCGCAUGUGCCGGCGCAGUCAGCGCCUCCAGCCCCGCACUCCCGUCAGCCGCCGUCUGCGCCGGUGUCGGCGCCGUCGCCGCAGUCUCAGGCUCCUGUCCCUGCGCCUCCGCCGGUCCAGUCCGGUUCUCUGCCAUCUGCUGGUGCGCCAACCCCCGCGCCCCCUCCGGCCUCGGCGUCCGGUUCGCUCCCGCCCCUGCCUCAGCCUGGGCCCCCCUCUGCCGCGCCCCCGUCGGCAUCGCCCCCCAAUCCUCCGUUUGCAUAUUCGUACCCGCCCCGGCUGGAUGCGACUGCGCCGGCACCGCCAGCCCCUCGCUGGCCACUACCAGCCACUCGCCAGUGUCAGCCUCGUCGCCAGCACCCUCUUGUGCCGCGGUCUCGUCUCCCACAUGCACGGUUUGGAUUUGUGAGUGGCACCCCAUCCCGGUCCCCUUUAGCAUGCCGUGCGUUGCUUUCCCUGCAAUGUUGCUCGCCUCCUUGUUGUUCCCAUUUCUCCACCCUUCGUCGUUCUUCCCCCCUCCUGAUCCCGCAGCAUCAGCCGGUGCCUGGCCUCCCCCGAGGCUACUGGAACGAUGACGAGGUGCCGGGAACGCCUCGUGACCCGGACGUUGGUUGGUGGGCGGUGCCAUGGCCUCAUGCGCGGAGUGAGGCGGAUGGGAGCUGGGGCGCUCCUCCCCCGGAUGCUCCUUGGGGGGAGCCUCGGCCUGGUGAUGGAGCGUAUCAAGCCCGUGGUUUGCAUUUGUCGGAUGUUGGUCGCUGUGUGACGGAGUUGUCCUUCGUGCUUGACCUCCUGCACGACGCCCUCCAGUCGCGGGAGGUUGUGGCCCGAGAUCCGCAGCAGGGUGAAGACCAGCAGGCUCGGGCCCGCCGCGCGGUCUCGGGUGCGAUGUGGGACCUCCUCCGUUUGCCGCUGGAACCUGAGGACCCUUCUCUGGACGACGGACCGGGCGCUGCAGCUUUCCGCAUGGUAGCCAUGGCUGUUGAGGAAAGCCCGCUCGGCAUCGUCCCUGCGAUCGCGUGUGUGCUCCGGUGGCUCGGGCGGCGGGUGGAGCGGAUGCAGGCUUUGUCGUUGAAGCAGCCUUAG
This is a messenger RNA of Closterium sp. Yama58-4, 1473 nucleotides long. Lineage: Eukaryota; Viridiplantae; Streptophyta; Zygnematophyceae; Desmidiales; Closteriaceae. The record is from the annotation of a GenBank genome assembly.